Zychaea mexicana is the source of this 1058-nucleotide messenger RNA. RefSeq names its product ubiquitin-related domain-containing protein. Lineage: Eukaryota; Fungi; Mucoromycota; Mucoromycetes; Mucorales; Lichtheimiaceae. Gene Ontology annotation, molecular function: protein binding; protein tag activity. The record is from RefSeq and is a predicted model, not a curated record. Gene Ontology annotation, biological process: protein modification process; mRNA splicing, via spliceosome. Gene Ontology annotation, cellular component: nucleus; cytoplasm. The coding region runs from base 101 to 673 and encodes 190 amino acids. The transcript has 4 exons.
AUUUAGUUAUAAAUUUUUGUUUAAAUCGGGAUGGUUACGCCUUAAAGCUCUCUCCGCAGGGGGGUGGUUGGAACCGAGACAACCUUUCAUUUCACACAUAAUGUUGAAAUUCAAAAAGCACGAAAAUAAUAAAGAUCAAGAUUUAAGCUCAUCUUCAAAGCGUCGUGACGACAAUAAGGAAGACGACAGCAGCCGUCGAUCCUGCCGUCAUCGUUCACGAUCCCGCUCGCCCGAUCGACGAGAACGCCGCCGUAACCGGUCACCGUCCGACAGAUCGCCACGCCGAGACAGAUCUCCACGACGCCGAGAUAGAUCCCCUCGUCGAAACCGAUCUCCACGUCGAAGACGCUCACAAUCGCCUGAACGACGGCAACGACGACGCAGCCGGUCACCUAAGGCUUCCAAACCGUCGAAAGUAGAACAGCCAAAGAAAGUGGCACCACAAUACAACUUGAUUGAAAUCGAGGUCAAUGACCGUUUGGGCAAGAAAGUGCGCGUCAAAUGUAGUCCUCAAGAUACGGUCGGCGACUUUAAGAAGCUGGUUGCUGCCCAGAUUGGCACAGAUCCGAAGAAGAUUAUGCUGAAAAAGUGGUACACGGUGUUCAAGGAUCAUAUCACCUUGGAUGACUAUGAGCUACAUAAUGGAAUGAACGUGGAAUUAUAUUACCGUUAAAUCUGGGAGUGCAUAAUAAAUGGGCUAUUAGGCGGGCGCAUAUAUUAUCCAUCUCUUAUCACACAAGACUUAUCGCAUUCUUACCUAUUUGCUUUUUCACAAGAGUUAUGUUACCCCACAGUUUGGAUUCACUUUUUAGUCAUCCGCGACCAAGUGUCCACUCAUAAAGGGUUCCGUGCGAGGCGCUUGGGAAUAUUUAUUAUGACAUCUCUAUUCAACGUUUUGCGGGGUGAUAAGUACAACUGAUUCUGUAGUGAGCCGAGCCCCAACCCCGCCCUUGUGUUGAAGCAUCGACGAUGUUGUUUCUCGUGGCGUUGCAAGGCAUACUCAUUGAUGUAAAAAGUGGCUUUAUCUGUCGCGUGAUGAUAUGAUGCUUGCUUCGAAG